UUGAUCGAAAACUACUACUAAUUUGUUUACGAUAUCGGUUGGCUUUCAAGUUGUGGGCAAAGGCGGCAAGGUGGUGACAUACCUACCGAUUUGAUUUUAUUUCAAUAGGACUCAACAAAUGGAAUGGAACCUUUAGAACUUGUCAGUGGUAAGGCAUUAUGGGGUGUUAUAUGUGGCACCUACAUUUUGCCGUCUGAUGAAGUUGUUGGAGAAGAGCUCCAACUAGCAACUCAGCACUUGCAGUUAGGUUUGUGUGCAUAUGAAAAGCCAAGUGGGAGUCAUUAUGAAGACUGGGCUAAGUCUGCUGAUAUCAAGCCAAAUGAAAAGGAGUUCGUCAAGAAAAUAUUCCCUCUGCUGAAUCUUACUGCAUCUCAGAGCUGGGAAAUUUUAAAGCUGUUUUUACUAAAUGACUUUCGAGGAGAAGCUUCGUUGUCAGAAAUUCUUGGUAGUCAGCGUGAUGAAGAGACAUUCUUAGCACAGCUUUGGAACUUCUAUCUGGCUGAUCGUCUUCAUCUCUUACGUUGUUUGAGACACAUCGUCGCCAAUACAGCCAAUCCAAAUCAUCCAUAUCAGGGCCUUUUUCGUGAUUUUAUGCACGAUGUCGUUGAUAAAGAUGGAACCCUCGGUGAUAGCUUAGUCAAACAAGUAAUGCUGUGUUCAAGAAUGGUCCCUCCUACUGUUCAGACACAUGGGCCUCACUUACCUACUCAUGGGUCACACAACUGGCUUACCCAUCACCUGGCAGAACUUCGAGAAGCUCUUGCAACCUUACUUGUCUAUUAUGGGAGUACCACACAUUUACCAUCUCCAGACACAUUUCAGAAACUAUUACAGUUGGCACAGGGAGGUGGCUUAGGUGGACGUGCUGAGAUUCAGGACAUAUUGCGUGAUAGCCACAGGCCUUUGGUUGAAGCACUUGAUGCAACCCAUGUUCUGCUGUUGACACUAAUAAUAAAUGCAGAUUCUUCAACCAGCAAUCACAGUUUGUGUGAAGCUGGUUGGAUUAAAAGGCUUGAUCCAAUAAUGACUGGGUUAGGUGCUCGAACCCCUCAUCAUGCACCCUUGUUGGCAUGGGCUGUUCUACAAUUGAGAGCUAUGGGAGAUUACUUAAGAUCUUGCUCAAAGACCUAUCACAAGUUAGCCCAGCGUGCACUUCAUGGGAAGGUGUUUAGCUAUUUAGAAACUUCACUGAAUAAUCCUACAAUAGAGGGAGACGAGUUACUCUUGCGACUUGCUUCAUCUGUUGUGUACUCCCUUGUCUGUGCAGCUGCUGGGUGUUUGGAUUUAGAACGAAUGGGCUGUUUACCAGAACUUAAUUCCCUUGCCAAAACAUGUUUGGCACAGGAUCCACCAGCUUCUCUCUUUUGGACUGAAGAAGACGGUGCAACAGGCCUACUUUUACCACCAGCAUUGGAAGUAUUCCCUCAAGAUGUGGAGCCCCUAUUAUCUCUUACAACUGCUCUUGCUCUUGCAAACCCAGAGAGCUGUCUCAAGGUGAUAGAGCUCCUUAGUGAACUACCAAACCUUACUUGGGUUGCAAAUGAAGCAGAUUUUGAAAAUAUAAGCAUGAGGGGGACUGACUGCAUAACCAAAAAUACACUACAGCCCUUACCAUCCUUAACUGUGCCACCAAGAACAGAAGGAAAGAUUGUUUCUAAUAACCCACCAGUGAUCGUAUGGCAGACACCAUGUAAUGCUUGGCAAGCUCUUUUGGUUUUCAUGAGACAACUUGAUCAGGAGUUUAGCAGAGGUGUUGUAGUCCCAGACCCCAAAAUUCUUGCCACUGUAUGCAGCACAACAAAGCUACUAACAGCAAUUCAUUCUACUGUCCCAGAGCAAUUGCCAGCUUUUGUUCAUUUUGUAGACCAAAGCUUAGCACUUUUACGCAGAUUAUCUCAGGCAAUGCGGCCUCCUAGCAGCCUUGUUGCUGCUCUUCUAGAGUUUUUGGCCAGUGUUGCAGCUGAUGAACCAGAACGUAUUUGGUCAGAAAUUGAGGGAUGUCCUUUGUUGCCCUACUUUGUAGCACCACAGCCGGUUGCAGGCGGCAAAAGGGGCAAAAGUGACCCCUUUCUGAGUUACCGUGCUGGUGGUCUUCGAGCUCUUGUGUGUGGAGAAGAAGCUGCAUCGGGAUCUUACCCAAUACUAAAAUCUUAUACCAAACUGCUGACCCAAGCUAUUAAGGGAGGCGUCAGUGGGGGCAGUGUCGGAGGAGGCAUAGUUUUCAUGUCGCGUGAGGUAACAGGAGCCAUUAUGUGUUGGUGCUACAAGGAUUAUAAAGAGAGAGAUUCAGUGCUAGAUGAAUGCCUAACUCUCCUUCAUCAUACAUUGGAAGCAUCUGAAUUGAAUAGUUACUUGCGAGAUUUGGUGGUUCACCAGCUUGUGGACAAAAGUAGUGCUGGACAGACUCUGUUGUCAGUAGUGGUUAAUGGGGCUAGUUUUGAGUCUGCAUUAAAUCAGCCAACUCAUUCCCCAGUCUCUACCCAUGCACGAAGGUUGACACGAACUGCCCAGAUGGGUCUUUCUAUCCUACAUAGGCUUGUUGGUGAGGAAAGUAGCAUAGGUGGUCUCAGUCAGCUUCUCUGUGCAGCACCAACUCCUGGAAUAGCACUGGGAGGUGGAAGGCUGAUGAAAGGGAGUGGUAGUCCUCCACACCUCGCUCUUACUAUAGCUUUAUAUGUGCAUCAGAGGUUAAACCCUCGCCUCUCUUACCUAGCCCUUCUUACCCUAACACGAUUUGCUCAGAAAUUAGAUGUCCCAUUAGUUGCUUGUCUGGGAAGCGAGGCUGAUGGCAUAAGGGAUGCUUUACUUCGUAGAUUAGACUCAGAUACUGAAGAUGUUGGGGUUAAAGUGGCACUGUUACGACUCUUAAAAGCCUCCACUACCAAACAGCAAGGCCUCACCAAUGCAUUUCUAACUCCACCUGAGAAGCUUCUAGAUCCACUUACUUCUCUACUUACAAAUCCAAGUUCUAAUGAGACUGGUCAAAAGCUUACUCUUGCCAUUGUUGAAUUAGUUGAUGCUCUUUGGAGUGAAAAAUACACCACUGCAACAGCAUAUUUCCAGGAUAAGGAGGACUUCUGGGAUGCGUUGGGCCAUCCUCUUAUCAGUGAAAAACCAGGUGAAAUGAGCGAUGCAGUUGCUGGUCAUACACUUAGGAUAUUAGCUCACCAGUUGUUUGCAUCAGACACUGAACCUCGUGACUCACUGAAGAAUGUUAUGGACAAAUUUUGUGACCCAGUGAAAGGGAAUAUAUGCCAAUGGUCAAAGCAUAUUAUAAAACACCUAGAAAGUGAUUCUAGUUCUGGCAGCAAUGUCCGAGAGUUAUUGUUACCUGCAUGGCGUGAUUUCUUGGUAGUAUUGGUAGCCAGAGCAAAAACUUGGCUUCUCACUAAACAAAAGAUAACCCUUGCCAGUGACAUUUUAAGUGGACUUGUGUACCAGCUAGACAGUCGUGUCAUGGAUGAAAAAGCAACAAAUCUCCUUGCCCAGUUGUAUUUAGCACUUGUCAAGCACUGUGGAAAACAACUAGUCGAAACAACAGAUUGCUUCAAGAGCCUUAGCAAGUUACUCUUGUUAAUGCAAGAAGCUGUGAUGGAGACCCCAGUUCAUUGCCAUUUCAUGAUCUUAGGAGCAGCAUUAAGAAUGGUUACUCUAACAGAAGCUUCUUAUGAAUCACAAGAUGAAGUAAUUGUGCUGUUGGAUCCUGUGCUUGCACUAGUGCAGCAACAUGGUAGACUAGCUGGCUCUGCAAAUCCCAGUGUUACCUCUGAGGCUAUAUUGAAUAUUGCUACAGCCUUGUUACAUCAGUGCUUGUUGCGGUGCCAUCCAGACACUGCAGAGCUCCACCUCAACUACUCUCCUGUUGUACCUGCUCUUCUUCAUGCCACAGAAAUAUACAUGCAGAGUGGUAAAGAUGACGUUGUUGGUGAACUUCUGCGUCUUAUUGCAACUCUUUCAAGGAUAUCACACCAGUCAGAUGAUUUGUCAACAGAUACAUUGUCUUCGACUCUUACUCUUACAAUUCCUCCGUCAAAGACCAGCCUGUUAAGUGAGGUGGUAUGGGGAGUCGUCUGGGGAGUCAUUCGUGAAGGUGUAAGAGGGGUUGAAGGUGGUGUCAACAUUGCAGCAGUUCACCUGUCAGCCUUGUGUGGAUCUCUGGCAGCACCUCACCGUCAGCCUGGACUUGCCCUUGCCACGGCUGCUCUUGUCACAGCUCUAGCUCCUCAUGCCUCCCUUUGGAUUGUAACUCAUGCAGCUUCAUACUCUCAGCUGACAUCAGCAGUAACUCGUUGCAUUCAUGUAACAACACAUCUACUUUGUACUCCUAGGGUUGUUCAGCUAGAAUUGAGUGGCCAAGAAAGUGGUUCCUAUAACAGGAAUGCAAUAUCUGCUGCUGAUCCAACAUCAUCUGUGAUUUCUUCUGCCACUACAGCUGUUCUCAACAAUAUGUUACAGGUACUCUGCACCUGCUUGAGUGCCAUUAUUGCCCUUGGUCCAGAACUGACAGAUUUGAUGUGUGGCCCAGGGAUUGACGUUGGGGCUUGGACACUGUUUUUCCACCCUUCCUUUCGCCCUGUUUCUGCACAUGACCCCACUGCUCAGCCAAGUUUAGCUUCACUCACUUCUGUUCUUGAUCUUUUUGAUAGCCAUGCAUCCAAGGAAAGUAGAGGGGUGUCUCCAUGCCGAAGUGGUGCUCCAGAAGUUGGGCUAGAUACCAGGGUUCUGGCAACUUGUGCUGAGCAGGCUUUGCUGAUCCUGCUGACCCAGGCAACUUUGGCCCUCAUGAGCCCUGAGACACCCCCUCGGGAUGCCCUCCGAGUACGACAUGGACUCGCAGAUGAAAUGAAUUCAUUCUUCACUCGAUGGUUGGGUAGACGGCCUGCUGUCUCUCCUUUGCCCAUAAGCACUGGCGGUACUGGAAUUACCAGUUCAUCACACAUUGAUCUCUCUUACCUACGCUUAGCGCAGCAGUUAGUGGGAAGACUAAGUGCAACAAAAUGAAAUACAAACAUUUUAGGAGCUUGGUUUUAUUAAACCAUUAGUAUUGAAUUAUUUGAAAAUUACAUGUUAAUUCCCACUUUCCAGUAAGAUUUUGACAGACCAGGAAGCAAGUUGGAUUGUUAACUUUUAACUUGCAAAAUUAAUACUGUGGUACUUUAAAUUUCUUCUUUCUUGGACUAAAGUUGAAAUGGAGUACUACCAAGAAUUUAUGUUUAUGUAAAUACAGUAUGUACCGAGUUUUUUAUGCGUGAAAUUCUGUCUUAGUACUUUAAUAAAGUAAUGUUGUACAA
Macrobrachium nipponense is the source of this 5291-nucleotide messenger RNA. It is a transcript of the gene Nup188, whose product is annotated as nucleoporin NUP188-like. The transcript has 28 exons. Gene Ontology annotation, biological process: protein import into nucleus; RNA export from nucleus. Bases 124 to 5001 code for a protein of 1625 amino acids. Gene Ontology annotation, molecular function: structural constituent of nuclear pore. NCBI's taxonomy places the organism in Eukaryota, Metazoa, Arthropoda, Malacostraca, Decapoda, Palaemonidae. The record is from RefSeq and is a predicted model, not a curated record. Gene Ontology annotation, cellular component: nuclear pore inner ring.